Molecule: messenger RNA, 1694 nt
Organism: Manacus vitellinus (golden-collared manakin)
Lineage: Eukaryota; Metazoa; Chordata; Aves; Passeriformes; Pipridae
Gene: ANKRD29
Product: ankyrin repeat domain 29
Exons: 10
Coding region: 7-912 (301 amino acids)
Molecular function (GO): protein binding
Source: RefSeq, a predicted model, not a curated record
GCGGCGAUGUGCAGGAUGUCGUUCAAGAAAGAAACACCACUUGCCAAUGCUGCAUUUUGGGCUGCAAGAAAAGGAAACCUGGCUCUCCUCCAGCUGCUGCUGAACAGUGGGCGAGUAGAUGUGGACUGCAAAGACAGCCUUGGCACAACAGCUCUGAUGGUGGCAUCUUACUAUGGCCACAUAGAUUGUGUACGGGAAUUGGUGUUGCAAGGAGCAGAUAUCAAUCUGCAGAGAGAGUCAGGUGCAACUCCUCUGUUCUUUGCUGCACAACAAGGCCACAAUGAUGUAGUGAAGUUUCUCUUCUCAUUUGGAGCCUCCACUGAAUUUAAGAAUAAAGAUGGAGGUACAGCUCUUCUGGCUGCCUGUCAGUAUGGGCACGCAAAAGUAGUGGAAACUCUGUUGAAGCACGGCGCCAACAUUCACGAUCAGCUCUACGAUGGAGCUUCUGCAAUUUUCCUGGCGGCACAGGGAGGCUAUCUGGAUGUCAUCCGACUGUUGCUUUCUUCAGGAGCAAAGGUUAACCAGCCACGGCAGGAUGGGACAGCUCCCUUGUGGAUUGCCUCACAGAUGGGUCACAGUGAAGUGGUGCGAGUCAUGCUGCUCCGCGGUGCUGAGCGAGACGCUGCGAGGGAUGAUGGUACAACUGCUUUACUGAAGGCUGCCAUUAAAGGAUACAACAAUGUGAUAGAAGAGUUGCUGAAAUUCUCUCCCACGCUUGGCCUCCUUAAGAAUGGGACCUCUGCUCUCCACGCAGCUGUCCUGAGCGGCAACGUGAGGACAGUGGCACUGCUCCUUGAGGCAGGAGCAGACCCAUGCCUGAGGAACAAGGCAAAUGAACUGCCAGCAGAACUAACAAAAAAUGAACGCAUCCUCCGACUCCUCCGUGCAAAGGAAAAGCAAAGGAAAAGCUAAUGCAGCCCUGUAGCAAAUGCAGUUUGACAGAGAUGUGCCCUGACCACAGCAGCAUGAUAGUAAACCCAGGCUACCCAAGAAGGGCUUGUUGGAACAGUUUGCAGAACUGAUUAGCCUCUCCAGUACAUGCUCCCUGAAUGCACGAUGCCCUUGCCAUAGGGUUACCACGGGCUGAGGCCUCUGCCCGGCAUCACUAGACGCAGGACUAUGACAAGAGCAGGGGCAGGCCAGGAGCUGCGUUUGCACCGCAGCCCUGCCUGUACUCCAAGAUCCCACCACUCCCAGCACCAACGUUUGCUCCUCCACGCCUCCAAGCGUACACAUCCUCACACAGGCGAGCAUUCCUACUGUUUCAGACACGCAUCCCCAUGGCCACAUACCUGUAACAGGUGCCUGGGGGUGCAUGUGUGGGCUGGGAGCACUCAGCCCUUGUGCCAGAAGGAUGCCCAGACCUUGCAGCUCUUUGGAUUCAGACAGUCCUGGCACGGCCCCACGGCGCUGCUGCCCUCCCUUUGCUGACAGUGCUAGCUCAGAUCAUUCCUCUCUACCUCCAAGUGCCACGUGAGGCUAGAGGUGAGAUCCUGCCUGCAAUAUCACAACAGGAAAAGUCCUCCUGCCAGCCCAGGGGUUUGGUAACAUUUUUGCUGCUACAUGAAACUCCAUAAAAAUGAUCAAGAGCAUUACAAAUGAUGCCAAAAGCUAUCAACCAAACAAAAAGCAAGGAAAUGUCCUCUCAGUUGUAGCAUCUUGAUCUGUCAGUCUGUCCAGCAACAGAAACACAG